Lampris incognitus (smalleye Pacific opah) is the source of this 3939-nucleotide messenger RNA. It is a transcript of the gene ace, whose product is annotated as angiotensin I converting enzyme (peptidyl-dipeptidase A) 1. The coding region runs from base 190 to 3624 and encodes 1144 amino acids. The record is from RefSeq and is a predicted model, not a curated record. Lineage: Eukaryota; Metazoa; Chordata; Actinopteri; Lampriformes; Lampridae. Gene Ontology annotation, cellular component: plasma membrane. Gene Ontology annotation, biological process: proteolysis. The transcript has 24 exons. Gene Ontology annotation, molecular function: metallopeptidase activity; peptidyl-dipeptidase activity.
GUGAACGCAUCCCUGGAGGAGCAGGCCUUCACUGAGGCCUGGGGGUUGAAGGCCAAGGAGGUGUUCACCCCUUCGUUGCUGGAGACUCUUCCAGAAGACGUCAAGAAGCUGCUCGCCAAGAUAGGUGAGCUGGGAGCCGCCAACCUGCCGGAGGAUGAGAGACAGGAGUACAACAAAAUUCUGAGCAGCAUGGACCAAAUUUAUUCAACAGCCACCGUGUGUCCAAAGCCAGACGAGUGCUGGAACCUGGAGCCAGAGCUAACCAAAAUCAUGGCUACCUCCAGAAGCUACAAACGGCUGCUUUACGCAUGGGAAGGUUGGCACAAUAAAUCGGGCGUACCUCUUAGGAACUACUACCCUAAAUUUGUCCGGCUAAGUAACAAGGCCUCAAAAGCCGACGGUUUUAAAGACACUGGAGACUACUGGCGCUCCUGGUAUGAAUCCCAGACGUUUGAGGAGGACGUGGAGGCGAUCUACAGGACUGUGGAGCCACUCUACCUGCAUCUGCACGCAUUCGUCCGCCGCAAACUUUACAACCAAUAUGGCUCCAAAUACAUCAACCUGAGAGGACCUAUCCCCGCUCACCUGCUAGGAAAUAUGUGGGCCCAAACCUGGAACAACAUCUACAGCAUGAUGAUCCCCUUCCCUAACAAACCCAAUGUGGAUGUGACAGAGGAAAUGGUCAAACAGGGUUACAACGCCACAUACAUGUUCCAUGUGGCCGAGGAGUUCUUCACCUCACUGGGUCUGAUCGAGAUGCCACAGGAGUUCUGGGACAAGUCCAUGUUGGAGAAACCAGCUGACCGUGAGGUGGUGUGUCACGCCUCCGCAUGGGACUUCUACAACCGCAAAGACUUCAGGAUCAAGCAGUGCACCAGAGUGACGAUGGAGCAGCUGUUCACAGUGCAUCAUGAGAUGGGUCAUGUGGAGUAUUACCUGCAGUAUAAAGACCUGCCCGUCGGCUUCAGACGAGGAGCCAACCCCGGCUUCCAUGAGGCCGUGGGAGACGUCCUGUCCCUGUCGGUCUCCACGCCCAAACAUCUGCACACCAUCGGCCUGCUGCACUCCAUCACCAACGAUAACGAGACGGACAUUAACUACCUGCUGAAGAUGGCGCUGGAGAAGAUGGCCUUCCUGCCCUUCGGCUACCUCAUCGACCAGUGGAGGUGGAGCGUGUUCAGCGGCCAGACGCCUCCGGAGCGCUACAACGCGGACUGGUGGAAUCUCAGGGUAAAGUACCAAGGUAUCUGUCCCCCCACCCGCCGCACAGAGGAGCACUUUGACCCCGGAGCCAAGUACCACAUUCCUGGAAACACUCCAUACAUCAGGUAUUUUGUCAGCUUUAUUCUGCAGUUCCAGUUCCAUGAGAAACUGUGCGAGGCAGCCAAUCACAAGGGCCCCCUGCACACAUGUGACAUCUACUGGUCCAAGGAGGCAGGAACCAUCUUAGCUAAGGUUCUCCAGUCCGGCUCUUCUAAACCUUGGCCAGAAGUUCUCAGUGAGGCCCUGGGCACCAACAAGAUGGAUGCCGGUGCCUUUAUGAGAUACUUUGAGCCCAUCAUGAAAUGGUUGGAGGAGCAGAACAGGAAUGAGACAUUGGGCUGGCCCGAUUUCAGCUGGGUCCCGCCCAUCCCAGAAGGCUAUCCUGAAGAUAUUGAUAAGAAUACAGACGAGCUGGAGGCCAAGAAGUUUCUGGAAGAAUACAACCGAACGGCAGAGACUGUGUGGAACGCCUACACCGAGGCCUCCUGGGCAUACAACACCGACAUCACCGAGGCCAACAAGCAGACCAUGCUUCAGAAGAAUCUGGAAAUGUCCAAACACACUCUGGACUACGGAGUCAGAGCCAGAGGUUUUGACACGGCCGACUUCCAGGACCCUUCAGUCAAACGCAUCAUCAAGAAACUCAGUGACAUCGAGCGGGCUGGACUACCGACUGCCGAGUUGGAAGAGUACAACACUCUCCUGUCAAACAUGGAAACAAAGUACAGCGUCGCCGAGGCCUGCAGAGCUGACGGGACCUGCCAUCCAUUAGAUCCAGACCUGCAGACGAUCAUGGCUGAAUCCCGGGACUAUGAGGAGCUGCUGUUUGCUUGGAGAGGCUGGAGGGAUGCUGCAGGGAAGGGGCUGCGGGGGGACUACCGACGAUACGUGGAGCUCGCCAACAAGGCCGCUCGACUCAACGGACACACGGACAACGGGGCCUUCUGGCGCUCGCUGUACGAGACGGCCGCCUUCGAGCAGGACCUGGAGACUCUGUGGAAGGAGCUGGAGCCGCUUUAUCAGCAGGUGCACGCUUAUGUACGUCGAGCGCUCUACAAGAAGUACGGAGCCAAGUACGUCAACCCGAAGGGGCCCAUUCCUGCCCACUUACUGGGGAACAUGUGGGCGCAGACCUGGUCCGGCGUCAUGGAUCUGGCCAUUCCCUACCCCCACGCCACGCAGGUGGACGCCACGCCGGCCAUGCUGGCCAAGGGCUGGAACGCCACCAGGAUGUUCCAGGAAUCAGACAAAUUCUUCACCUCCUUGGGUCUGCUGCCCAUGCCACUGGCGUUCUGGGCCAAGUCCAUGUUGGAGAAACCAUCUGAUGGACGCAAGGUGGUGUGUCACGCCUCUGCCUGGGACUUCUACAACCGCAAAGACUUCAGGAUCAAGCAGUGCACCGUGGUGACGAUGGAUGACCUGAUCACCGUGCACCAUGAGAUGGGCCACGUCCAGUAUUUCCUGCAGUACAAAGACCAACCUGUGUCCUUCCGCGAUGGAGCCAACCCCGGCUUUCAUGAGGCCAUCGGCGAUGUACUCGCCUUGUCGGUUGCCACCCCAAAACACCUGAAGAGUAUUGGUCUCCUUGAUAAAGUGGAGAACAAUCAUGAGAGUGAGAUUAACUUCCUGAUGAGCAUUGCCUUGGAUAAAAUUGCCUUCCUGCCCUUCGGCUACCUGAUGGACCAGUGGAGAUGGAAGGUGUUUGACGGACGCAUCCCAUCAUCUGAAUACAACAAGGAGUGGUGGAACCUCAGGAUGAAGUACCAGGGUCUGUGUCCACCUGUAACUCGCACUGAAGAUGACUUUGACCCGGGUGCAAAGUUCCACAUCCCUGCUAACGUGCCCUAUGUCAGGUACUUCGUCAGCUUCGUCAUCCAGUUCCAGUUCCACAAAGCGCUGUGUGACGCUGCCCGACACCAAGGACCCCUGCACACCUGUGACAUCUACCAGUCCAAAGAGGCUGGGAAGCUGCUGGGCGAUGUGAUGAAGCUUGGCUUCAGCAAACCCUGGCCAGAGGCCAUGGCCAUGAUCACUGGCCAGCCCAGAAUGACCGCCCAGCCGCUGGUGGAGUACUUCAAACCUCUGUUGGACUGGCUGCAGGCCGAGAACAAGAGAAACGGAGAGGUGCUCGGCUGGCCAGAGUAUGACUGGAAGCCUUCAACUGAGACCGCCACUGAAACCAACAAAGUGGACUUUCUGGGAAUGAGCAUGGAUGGAGCGUCCGCUGUGGCCGGACAGUGGAUCCUGCUGGUCCUCGGGCUGGUCCUGCUGGUGUCCACCAUCCUGCUGGCCUACAAGUACAGGCAGUCAAGGAGGCCCGAGAAGUCCCAGUCCACCCUGGAACUACAGCAGAAAGACUAGCUGGUCUUUCCAUACAGACUGCUGUGACGGCAACAGGGCCGACCUCAAGAUCACGUCUUAUCAGAUAACCUUUAUGCUUUCUGGUCUGCAUCCCCCCCAUCAUGUCUUGUGUAUAUUUAUUGUAUAAAUUUGGAGUGAAAAUUAUUUUGGCUAUGCAAAUAUACAACCUUACUGUUUUGUAAUUUAUUUGUGAUAUGAAUAUGAAUGCCAAGGGGAAAUGUCUCCAAUGAAUGUUUGUAAAGCCUUUCAUUGUGUAUGUCUGUUUUGGAUAUUUGAUUUUCAGUGGCUCCUCUGCCUUUCGACAAUAAAGAGGUA